AUGCCGCCUCGAAUACGCCUCCGGCCUCGCGCCCUUCGCCUCCGCACCGCUCAGCCAUCCAGCCCCCUCUGCGCAUCCUACGCCUCUCUGGCCACAGCAACAACUCCAGCGCCGUCAAUUGACACGACAAGCGCGGCACCUCCAGUACUGAGAUACCCACCUACGCAACCCCCGUCACACAAACCGCCGGAGGUCCGUAAAACGCAGCUCCACCGAACAUACCAAUCCGUCCUCAAAUCCUCGCCUUUAAUCCUACUAUUCCAACACAACAACGUCAAAGCCGUAGAAUGGAUGAGCAUACGGCGGGAACUGGCAACCGCGUUGCAAAAGAUUGACGCUGAAAGAGUGAAGAACGGUCAGGAGGGCUUGAUCGCAGACCAAAUCAAGUUCCAAGUUAUAACGACGAGCAUCUUUGCAAGUGCGCUGCGUGUCGUUGAAUUCUUCAAACCUGAAGAGAACACUAUGGACCAUGUGCAGCACCCCACAGACCCACGAACACCGACGAGCGCGCAAAUCCCGCAAACAUCGAACUCCCCCGAGGAUGAGCGCUUCAAGCACGGUCUGAGUAGGAGAGCCUGGGAAGUAGCCUCAAACCGCAAACUCAAGAGCGAGCUGGAGCCGCUCCUAUCGGGGCCCCUGGCCAUUGUAACCUUCCCCGACGUCUCGCCGCAAUACCUUAAGACCGUGCUUUCCAUCGUCGCUCCUUCGCCGCCCAACUUCCCCGCGCCGAGGCGUAAAGCAACCCCCUCCUACUACGAGCCAGAAGUGCAAUCCGGCCUGCAAAAGCUAAUGCUGCUGGGUGCCCGAGUGGAGGGCAAGGUGUUCGACUCAGAGGGUACGAAAUGGGUUGGCGGCAUCGACGGUGGUCUCGACGGGCUCAGGGCACAGCUUGUACACAUGCUGCAAGGUGUUGGUGGCGCACUUACGGGCACUCUGGAGGGCGCCAGCAAGAGUCUGUACUUUACGGUCGAGGGUCGGAGAAUGGACAUGGAAGAGAAGGAGAAGGGCGAGAAGCCGGCGGAGUAG
Molecule: messenger RNA, 1026 nt
Organism: Didymosphaeria variabile
Lineage: Eukaryota; Fungi; Ascomycota; Dothideomycetes; Pleosporales; Didymosphaeriaceae
Exons: 1
Coding region: 1-1026 (341 amino acids)
Biological process (GO): translation
Cellular component (GO): mitochondrial large ribosomal subunit
Molecular function (GO): structural constituent of ribosome
Source: RefSeq, a predicted model, not a curated record